Aethina tumida (small hive beetle) is the source of this 1426-nucleotide messenger RNA. RefSeq names its product minor histocompatibility antigen H13. The transcript has 5 exons. Gene Ontology annotation, cellular component: membrane; cytoplasmic side of endoplasmic reticulum membrane; lumenal side of endoplasmic reticulum membrane. The record is from RefSeq and is a predicted model, not a curated record. The coding region runs from base 49 to 1158 and encodes 369 amino acids. Gene Ontology annotation, biological process: membrane protein proteolysis. Gene Ontology annotation, molecular function: aspartic endopeptidase activity, intramembrane cleaving. Lineage: Eukaryota; Metazoa; Arthropoda; Insecta; Coleoptera; Nitidulidae.
AGUGGCUAACGUCGCAUCGGUUGUCACAUCAGUCAGUCCUUCGUAAACAUGGCAGACGUAGUCAACAGUUUUCUGGCACAGGCCACCGAAAAUUUAAAUGAAAAUGCGACGAACACGACCAAAAAACCACCCAGCAGUCCGGAGGGCAUGGCCGUGGCGUACGGCUGCCUCAUACUCAUGGCCCUUCUGCCGAUUUUCUUCGGUUCAUACAGAUCUGUUGUCUACCAUAAGGAGAAGAAACCCGAAAAGAUGACUAAGAAAGACGCUGCUAUUUUUCCAAUAAUGGCUUCGUGUGCCCUUUUCGGACUGUACAUAGUGUUCAAGUUGUUCUCAAAGGAAUAUAUUAAUCUGUUGUUGACUGGAUAUUUCUUUUUCUUAGGUGUCCUUGCUCUUACUCAUAUCUUGAGUCCAGUUGUGAGCAAUUUGGUACCCACCUCGAUCCAAAACAUUCCGUAUCACAUCACGUUCAAGCAGGGCGAAGGCGACGCCGCCCAGUUUCUGAUCGACUAUCGCUUCUCCACCUACGACGUGGUCUCGUUGGCCUGCUGCUCGUUGGUGGGCGCCUGGUACCUCAUAGGCAAACACUGGGUGGCCAACAACCUCUUCGGUCUGGCGUUCGCUGUCAACGCUGUGGAACUGUUGCACCUUAACAACGUCAUCACCGGCUGCAUCCUGUUGUGCGGCCUCUUCUUCUACGACAUUUUCUGGGUGUUUGGAACCGACGUGAUGGUCACCGUUGCCAAGAGCUUCGAGGCACCCAUCAAACUUGUUUUCCCUCAAGAUCUGCUCCAGAACGGCCUCGCCGCCGAUAACUUCGCCAUGCUCGGCCUCGGCGACAUCGUGAUUCCCGGAAUCUUCAUCGCCCUGCUGCUCCGCUUCGAUUACAGUCUGAACCGCAAGACCAAAACCUAUUUCCACGCCGCCUGUCUCGCCUACUUCCUUGGACUGAUGGCCACCAUCUUCGUGAUGCACGUCUUCAAGCACGCCCAACCGGCCCUCCUGUACCUGGUACCGGCCUGCAUCGGCACCCCGUUGGGACUGGCUCUGGUUAAGGGGGAUCUCACCGCUCUAUUCAAAUACGAGGAUAACCCGGACGAAAAAGUCGAUGAGAAAAAGAAGGACGAGAAACAAGCAAAGGAAACUAAAAAGGCUAAAUAAGAGUUUUAUUUUGAAAAAAUAUAUAUUUAUAUUUUAUAGUUCGUUAAAAUUUUAAAAAAAAAUCUUCCAUUUACAAAAAUAUGUAUGCACAAAAGGACUGCAUAUUUAAAAUUUGUAAACUGUAUUAAAUUUUAUAUUCCUAUAUUACUUUUAUCAUCUUCAGUUGAUGAUGAAGUAUAAAUCAAUGUACUUUAUAUUGUGCGCAAUUAAUUGUUUUUUUUAGUUAAGUUUUUUGAUGUUUUCUAAUAAAUAUUAAAACCCAACAGUA